This is a messenger RNA of Exaiptasia diaphana, 699 nucleotides long. Its product is annotated as late histone H2B.L4-like. Gene Ontology annotation, cellular component: nucleosome. Gene Ontology annotation, molecular function: protein heterodimerization activity; structural constituent of chromatin; DNA binding. Gene Ontology annotation, biological process: nucleosome assembly. NCBI's taxonomy places the organism in Eukaryota, Metazoa, Cnidaria, Anthozoa, Actiniaria, Aiptasiidae. The transcript has a single exon. Bases 1 to 459 code for a protein of 152 amino acids. The record is from RefSeq and is a predicted model, not a curated record.
AUGCCUCGUGGAAAGAAAGCAGCAGAGAAAGAGAAUGUUAAGCCAGUCGAAGAAACCGAACCUGAAAGCGGCUCUGAGAGUUUCAGCGCUGAAAAAGUCGCUUCUCCACCCGUUCGCGGCUCUAAAGGUUCCAAGAUGCUUCCAACCGGCGGCAAGAAAAGCAACAAGAAGAAGAGAAGAAACGAGAGUUUUGGCAGCUAUUUGUACAAAGUACUGAAGCAAGUUCACCCCGACAUUGGUAUCUCCAGUAAAUCGAUGACCAUUAUGAAUUCUUUCGUCAACGACAUCUUUGAGCGACUUGCUACAGAGUCUGCGAGACUUGCACAGUAUAACCAAAAGUCCACCAUCAGCUCGCGWGAAAUUCAAACUGCUGUAAGAUUGUUGCUGCCUGGGGAGUUGUCCAAACAUGCUGUCAGCGAAGGAACGAAGGCGGUUGCCAAGUACACAAGUCAACAGUGAAAAUGAACUCGACAAUCCUACAAGAGACUUACGUAUCGACAAACUAAACUAGCGACAACCAAGACAAUUUCUCCGAAGGGAAAGUGGCGCGAUGAGUGCACACUAUAAAUUCAACAAACAAGAACUGUAUUAUACUGGAUGAGUUAGAAAUGCAUGUUCGAAAUUUUGAAAAUUUAUUAUGAAUGCAGUUUUAGAUAAGACUAAAUUUUGUAAAUAGUUAUGUUUAUAUAAUUGUAGCAU